Globicephala melas (long-finned pilot whale) is the source of this 5463-nucleotide messenger RNA. RefSeq names its product interleukin 1 receptor associated kinase 1 binding protein 1 (gene IRAK1BP1). The record is from RefSeq and is a predicted model, not a curated record. Gene Ontology annotation, biological process: immune response; canonical NF-kappaB signal transduction. NCBI's taxonomy places the organism in Eukaryota, Metazoa, Chordata, Mammalia, Artiodactyla, Delphinidae.
CGCGCUUGGGCCCGUGCGGCCGCCGUAGGCUCUGAGUUGCUAUGGAAACCCAGCUGCCCUCACUAUGUCGGUGCAACAAGCCCCUCAGUCCCGGGUAUUCGUGGAACUGGUUCCCUGGGCUGACCGGGGCCGGGAGAACUAUCUGCUCUCGGGCGGAGAGACGCUGCCCGGCCUCCGCCGCCCUCUCUCCUCAGCGCAGACCCAGACUGCCACCCGCGAGGUGCAUGUAAGCGGCACUGCGGAGGUGUCUGCGACCCCCGACCGGGCGCAGGUGGUCGUGCAGAUGAGCAGCACCAAGGAGGCGGCAGCCGAGGCCAAGAAGAGCGUUUGCCGCCGCCUGGACUACAUCACGCAGACCCUCCAGCAGCAGGGCGUGCAGUCAGAAAAUGUAACUGUGACAAAGGAUUUUCAAAGGGUAGAAAAUGCUUAUCACAUGGAAGCAGAGGUCUGCAUUACAUUUACUGAAUUCGGAAAAAUGCAAAAUAUUUGUAACUUUCUUGUUGAAAAGCUAGAUAGCUCUGUUGUCAUCAGCCAACCCCAGUUCUAUCAUACUCCAGGUUCUACUGAGAAUCUUCGACGGCAAGCCUGUGUCGUUGCUGUGGAAAAUGCAUGGCGCAAAGCUCAAGAAGUCUGUAAUCUUGUUGGCCAAACUCUAGGAAAACCUUUAUUCAUCAAAGAAGAAGAAAUGAAAGAAUGGGAAGGCCAAAUAGAUGAUCACCAGUCAUCCAGACUCUCAGGUUCGUUAACUGUACAACAAAAAAUCAAAAGUGCAACAAUAUAUGCUGCUUCCAAAGUAUUUGUAACUUUUGAAGUAAAGGGGAGAGAGAAGAAAAAAAAACAUACCUGAAAUUCUGACCAAAAUAUAUUGUGUUUGUAUCUUUUUGUCUAUUUUUAUACUUUUUAUAAUGUUUGCUUUUGUCCUGAAUAUAUGUAUAUUGUGUAGUAUAUAAGGUGUUUCUCCCUCAAGCCUGUCAAUCCUUGAAUAUAGUUCCACAGAAUACUUAUGUUUACUUUCUGUUUUUGAAAACUUACUGUGGGAAAUACUGUUUGGGAAUAAAUGUGUUAUAUGUGCACACUUGCAUAGUGACAGUUCAUAUAAGUGUAUGUGUAAAUAAUUUUAUAUUCCUACUACAGGACAAAAUAUUGACAGUUAUUAACAUGAUUGUUAACAUUCAUAGAAAGAAUGAUGAGCAAUACAUAACUCUUGAUAAAAGGGUAAUGAGAUAUACUAAGAAAAUAUUUUGAUGACAGAAAUAAAAGAUAAUAUAUUGACCAGACUCUCUUCACUAGGGCUCCUUUGAUUAUACCAGCACUCUCCAGUACAAAUAUAUAUAAUGCAAUCCAUAUAUGUAAUUUAAAAUUUCCUAGUAGUUACAUUUUUUAAAAAGUGAAAAACAGUUGAAGCUAAUUUUAAUAUUUUAUUUAACCCAGUAUAUCCAAAAUAUUAUCAUUUCAGCAUGUAAUUAUUCUUAAAAUAAUUAAUGGAUAUUGUAUAUUCUUUUUUAUACUAAGUUUUCAAAAUCCAGUGUGUAUUUUAUAUUACAGCACAUCUCAAUUCAGAUGCUAAAUUUUCAUCAGAAAUACUUGAUCUGUAUUUAAGUUUCUUAAAAUAUAGGUGGAAAAAAUAGAUUCACACACCCAGUUGUUCCAGACAUUCUUGAAAGAUCUAGUAACUGGAUCACGUGUCAGUUUUUAAAUUAAAAAUGUUUUUUUAAUUUAAAAUUCAUUUCCUUAGUUGCACUAGCCACAUUUCAAGGACUCGAAAGCCAUAAGUAGGUAAUGGCUACUGUGUUGGACAGUGCAGGGCCAUACACUGAGAAAAUUACUGAUCCUUAAGGCUAUCUGAGCAAGUACAUAUCAUUGCUAUUGCAUUAUACACCAUCUGCAGGUGUGUCUACAUAAGCCAAGUCUGUUCUGCAGCACAGGCUUUCCAUUCCCUGCCAUACAGCUAAGCUCUAGGGUUUUUCCUUUGAUAGAGCUUGACACUCAUAUACCAAUGUUUCUUUCCUAUAACGUAUUCCAGUAUGUAGUUUUCAUCCCCACCCACUUUCUUAAGUGGCACUAAAACCGCUUAAUCCAUCUCUUCUGUAGUAUCCUUGGUGGGAAGGAGUGUGGAAGCUAAGAAGAAAAAUUUUAGAAUCCAACACCGCUAUUUUAAAAUCCUGAUUUUACUACUAGAAUGUAAGCUCCUUUAGAAUGGAGAUCUUGUCUUUCUCAUUCACAGCUGCAUUCUCAGUCUUAGCAUAGUGACAGGGCCAACACAGAGUAGGCUCUCAAAUAUCUGCUGAGCAAUGUACUGGUUAUAGAAACUUGUCAAGGCACUUUAAUUUCUUUAAGCUUCUCUUUCCUCACCAAUGAAAUGAGGCUAAUAAUACCUACCCUGCAGUGUUGCUAUAAGGAUUAAAGUUGAUAACUGUAAGACCACAAGGAUAAUGCCUAGCACAUAGCAGUUACUUGGUAAAUGGUAGCCACUAUACCAGCUGCAUUCUUUGAUUAUUGUCAACCCAAAUAAAAGUUGGCUUUUCCAAAUCUAUCAUUAAGAUGAAUUUUUAAAUAGUCAUAUUAAAAAUAAACUUAUCAGAAAACCAGUUUAAGGUAUGUUGAAGUUUUAUUUCCAAAAAGAGUUAAAUAAAUUAUAUUUUAGCUUUUAUUUAUCUAGUUGGGUAGAAAAGUACUAUUGAGUCUGUACAUCAAGAAAAAAAUUGUUCAUACUCAAUAAAAUUUAACCACGGGGGCUGGUUUUUCUUAGCCAUGGCUUCAUUGGUAUCUUUGGUCCUAUCAUAUUUGGUAAAGAAGGUUUUCAACUUAGCAAUAAAUACCUAAAAACAAAUUUUAAGUUAGCAAACACUUUUUAGAAUUUAUAGGCAUUUUUAAAGAUGUUGCCUCAAAAAAAACCUAUAAAAUGGACAGUCCUACAAUUCUGUACAGCAUCUAAGAGAAGUAAUCCUUCAAAGAUUGGACUGGUUUAUGUAUGACAUCCUGUGUACUUUAAGACUAAGGGUAUCAAAUUUAGUUGUCAGUUAAUGGCAAGUUAAUUUCUGACACAUGGCAGAUACUGGAGUAUCACAAUGAAUUACUUAGGGGACCUGUGCCACAAAGCCUGCUAGAAUAAACCUAUCCCGAACUUAAUCCUUAAUCCUGACAAUUUCUUUCUUCUGAACCCCUUUUUAAAGAAAAUCUUUCAAGAAAGAAAAAAUUGUAAUUGCUGUUUUCUGAAAGAAAAUUUCUUUCUAAUUAGGAUAUUUGAAACAAACCCACUAUGUUCCAAGCUCCUUUUUAGAAGGAAAUACUAUUAAAAUAAGGUUUCUGAAUAUUACUGAUAAAAUUUAGGAUUCCAUUCAGCUACAUGCUAAAGAUUACAUUUUUUGUAGUAUUUACCUUACUUAUAUCAGUAUUCUUAUUUGACAGUUAAUUUGAGUUCAAUGCAAAUAAGACCUGGAAAAAUAUUUUUUAACUUAUGAUUCUGUGCCUCAUAUUCCAUAAAUAUUGUUAGGACCUCCUUGGAAAUGUAGGUUUAGGAGAUGCAAAUUCUGUCAGACUUGUUGAUGAGAAUUUGAUAAUGAGGAAUCCUUCUCACUGGCCUACAAACAAUAAAAACAUGAAUUAUGAGGUCAAAAGUGGGAGUUAACAUAUUAUCUACAUUACAGAAUUAUGUGGAAGACAAAUGUAUUAUGAUUCAUUCCAGAAAAAAACUAUAUAAAUCGGUUUAAUCAAAAUAAAAAACAUUUAUUAUUUUAUUCGUAUUAUAUUUGCAGCCAAAUAGUUUCUAAUAGCCAUAAAAUCUCCUGUGGCCUAAAUCACUUUAACAUGUUCAGUUAUGUUAAAAGACUAGAAUUAACAGUGGCUUAUCCAAGUCAAACACUUCUCAGGGUGAGGUAAUAGAUACUUUUCAAGAGGAAUUAUUUGUACUAUUUUAUUAAAAAGAAUAACAUCCUUUUAUAACCUGUUUAGCAGGGGGAUAUACUCUGGAGCUCUGGCUUCAGUGUCCCAACCAAAAGCACUCCCAAACAGCCAUGCCACUUAUGGACGCUCACCAGUCCCACCUCAGAGUGAGCAAAUGCUGGCUUUGGACUUCAGAUGUAAGUUGGUACUGUCGUAACAGUGAAAAAACAAAACAGCUAAUGAAAAACAUAUUAUUUGCUACACAGAGUUUGAUUUAUCAGGGUUUCAUAUGCUUGAUACAAUUAGUAAGGCAAAUAAGUGAACCAAAAACGAAAAUCAGUUUCCACACUAAGAGAUUAAAAGCCUAGGUGGCAGGAGAAAGUACUAAUCUAAAUGAUCCUGAAACAAGGCAGUAAUCCCUGAAUUUAAAAAAAUCCUCCAGAUAUCACGUUGCCAUCUGGUGGCAGUGGGGGGGUGUGCGUGUGUGUCCAUUUUUUUAAAUAUAGAGAUUCUGUCAUCCUCUCUGCUCCUUCCCUUCUACAAACGAUUUUGCACAAAAGACCCAAAAACAGGUAAAUAGUUCCAAUACUUCAAACAGAAAAAUCUACACUAAUCACAUUCAUUACAUCCUAAUUUUUCAUCAGUUUCUAUACAAGACUAUGAACUCCUCAAGGGUAGGGCUAUGUCUUAAACAUUUCUCUUCCUAGUACCUGGCUAAUAAAAGGCUAAGAGGAGGAAAAGCUGGUUGUCAGUGAUUCUGCUUUAUUCCCGCAUCAGAAGGAUAGCAUUCAUAGCGGAGUACCUCAAUGUUGGUACACAUGGACGUGGGGAAGGGAGAUGCAGGGCACUGAUUCCAGAGUCAAGUACAAAUACGAUUUUCUAUAACAGGCUUUGAAAAUUAAUGGCAAUGGAAACAUUCAAUUUAAACAUCUAUUUAUUAAAAGUUUUAACUGAAUUUAUUAGAUGCAGUUUUAUAGUGGUUACAGUCAGAAUUUCAAAAGCAACUUUCCCUGAGAGUGUGCUAUGGGCUGUUUUUUUGUUUUCUGUUGUUGUUUGGCUCUAGUUCACUGUUUUUAUUUGCAUAACCACCUUUCUCCCAGACAAGCAACAUUAGCAAAAACUUAAGGCAAAGAUGCCUUGUUGGUGACCAUCCUGUUCAGUUUUCUUCCGCGGAGGGUCUUCUCAGUGGCCGUUUACCACAUGGAGUUCAUGCUGUGCUUGCAUAUUUUCUCCUGGAUCAGCUCUAAGUGAGGACCUUUGCCCUACCCUCCUGUCACCGCUGAGAGUGAUUAUACUUGUGCCACACAUUGCUCACCCACAGGCCAUGACAAACUCUCAGGGAAAGUUGCUUUCUUUGAAAUUCUGACUGCAACCGCUAUAAAACUGCAUCUAAUAAAUUCAGUUAACUUACAACUUCUAAUAAACAGAUGCUCAAAUUGCCUGUUUCCAUUAAUUUUACUUGCAAAACCUAUUUUAGAAGGUUAUAUUUGUACUUGAUAGCAAUAAUGAAUUUUUAUCUCAUACAAAAACAGUUUUUAUGCUUUUUCUUUUUACCAAAUCAGCCAUGUUUAUUGUAGUGGG